AUGUUGCUUUCUUUCUUUCCAGUUUUUUCUUUCUUUCUUUUUUGUACGUUUUUCUUUCUUCUUUCUUUUUCCUUUCUUCUUUCUUUUUGCUUUCUUUGUUCUUUCUUUCUUUCUCUCUUCCUUUCUAUCAUUAUUUUGCGUUUCGAGCGGAGGCAAUUUUAUGCUUGUGUAUUCAUUGCACACGACACAAUAGAAGUAUCUAUCUAUCUAUCUAUCUAUCUAUCUAUUUUAUUCAUAUCUAUCUAUCUAUCUAUCUAUCUAUCUAUCUAUCUAUCUAUCUAUCUAUCAUCCCAGUCUGUUCAUAUCUAUCGAUCUAUCUAUCCCAUUCCGUUCAUAUCUAUCUAUCUAUCUAUCUAUCUAUCUAUCUAUCUAUCUAUCUAUCUAUCUAUCCCAGUCUGUUCCUAUCUAUCUAUCUAUCUAUCUAUCUAUCUAUCUAUCUAUCUAUCUAUCCCAGUCUGUUCCUAUCUAUCUAUCUAUCUAUCUAUCUAUCUAUCUAUCUAUCUAUCUAUCUAUCUAUCUAUCUAUCUAUCUCAGUCUCUUCAUAACUCUCAUCUACCUUUCUAUAUUAGCCUAUCUAUCUAUCUAUCUCUAUCUUUAUCUAUCUAUCUAUCUAUCUAUCUAUCUAUCUAUCAGUCCGUUCAUAUAUGUCCACCAGUUUCAUCUUUUUCAUACCUAGCUAUGACUAUUUCUGUUUAUUCACAUCUAUCUAUCUAUCUAUCUAUCUAUCUAUAG
Messenger RNA from Acanthosepion pharaonis, 732 nucleotides. The record is from the annotation of a GenBank genome assembly. NCBI's taxonomy places the organism in Eukaryota, Metazoa, Mollusca, Cephalopoda, Sepiida, Sepiidae.